Molecule: messenger RNA, 2949 nt
Organism: Durio zibethinus
Lineage: Eukaryota; Viridiplantae; Streptophyta; Magnoliopsida; Malvales; Malvaceae
Product: BEL1-like homeodomain protein 1
Biological process (GO): regulation of DNA-templated transcription
Molecular function (GO): DNA binding
Source: RefSeq, a predicted model, not a curated record
UCAAUUUCCUGUUCCUAUUCCAAUAUAUCCUCCUAGUUUCUUUGAGAGAGAAAUAUUUUUUCCCUAAAAACUAGAAAAAAUGGGAAUUUAUAGAUUGAAGAAAUUAAAUUGUUAAAAAAAAAAGUGGAUAAUGAAGUGAAUAAAGACGGGUAUCUUUUUCUCUGCCUUUAUAACCCCAUCUCUCUUUUUCUUUCAUUUUUGCCUUUUCAGUGGGGGAGUUGCAGAGAUUACGAGUCUGACAAAAGACUAGCUUUCUCUCUUGCAGGGAAUCGAUAAAAAAUCAUAAAUUCUAUAGAUAGGUCGUGUUCAGACAGAUGAUGAUGAAGCACGUGCACACUCAGUUUACCAUCACACCAGGAUCCACUUGAUCAUCCGAAGACAAUCAAUAAUAUCACAUUUAUUCCUGCUGCUGCUCCUCUAAAAGUACCUAUCUUCCAAUUUUAUCUCACAAUUCAUCAACCAAGCAAGCCAACCCUCAAAUGGGUUGAUUCAAAUACCCCGGAUUCAUUGUGAAGAAUAAGUGAAGUGAAAGCACAGAAAAUAACAUAAUUUUUGCAAACUUGUAGAAACAAAACAUCAUCCGAUGGCGACAUACUUUCAUGGGAACCCCGAAAUCCAAGCAGCUGAUGGUCUUCAAACCCUCGUACUUAUGAACCCUUCCUAUGUUCAGUACUCGGAUGCCACUCCUCAGCCGGUAAACAACUUCGUUUUCCUCAACUCAAACUCUCUCUCUCCACACGCUCCACCUCCACACACUCAGCAAUUCGUCGGCAUCCCCCUACCUCCCACCUCCGGCGCAAAUCCAGACCCUAGUUCCCACGACAUCUCCCCCUUGCAUGGCCUCGUCCAGCGCGUCCAUUAUAACUUGUACAAUCCUAUUGACCCUUCUGAUGCAGCGCGUGAGGCUCCACGCGCUCAACAGGGCCUCUCUUUGAGCCUUUCUUCCCAACAGCAGCCUGGUUAUGGAUCACAGGCUCAAGCAGUUUCAGGUGAGGACAUGCGGGUUUCAGACGGGUCAGCUUCUUCUGGUUCAGGGGUGACCAAUGGGGUGUCGGGUAUACAAAGUGUGUUGCUGAGCUCUAAAUACUUGAAGGCUGCUCAAGAGCUUCUUGAUGAGGUAGUUAAUGUAAACAAUACUGGGAUUUCGAAGAGGGAAUUGGCUAAAAAGGGUAGUGGAAAUAAUAGCAAUAGCAGUAAGGCUACUGGAGAAUCGUCAGCGGUGGCCGGAGAUGGCUCUGGUGGAGGGGAAGCAGGUGGGAAGGGCGAAGCCGAGAUGACCACGGCGGAGAGACAGGAAAUUCAGAUGAAGAAAGCAAAGCUAAUAAGCAUGCUUGAUGAGGUGGAUCAAAGGUACAGGCAGUAUCAUCACCAGAUGCAGAUUGUAAUUUCCUCAUUCGAGCAAGCAGCUGGAACUGGCUCUGCUAAAACAUAUACAGCUCUUGCAUUAAAGACCAUCUCGAAGCAGUUUCGGUGUUUGAAAGAUGCAAUAACUGGUCAAAUUCGAGCUGCAAACAAGAGUUUAGGUGAAGAAGAUUGCCUAGGAGGGAAAAUUGAGGGCUCGAGACUUAAGUUUGUCGAUCAUCACCUUCGACAACAAAGAGCACUUCAGCAGUUGGGAAUGAUCCAUCACAAUGCUUGGAGACCCCAAAGAGGAUUACCAGAAAGAUCAGUUUCUGUUCUUCGAGCUUGGCUCUUUGAACACUUUCUCCACCCAUAUCCUAAAGACUCAGACAAGCACAUGCUUGCAAAACAAACAGGGCUUACUAGGAGCCAGGUGUCUAAUUGGUUCAUAAACGCUCGAGUCCGGCUUUGGAAGCCAAUGGUGGAAGAGAUGUACUUGGAGGAAAUCAAGGAGCAAGAACUGAAUGGUUCAGAGGACAAAACAAACAAGAAACAGAAUAAUGAAGAUUCAGCAUCCAAAUCCACUGCUCCAGAGAAAAGUCCCGCAGAGAACAAGGUUAAAAGUUUCAAUUCCAAACAGGACAAUCCCACAAACCAGAAUGCUUCCCCAAUGUCCAUUUCCACUGCUUCAACGUCUCCCCUUGCAGGAAAUGUCCACAACCAGUCAGGAUUCUCCCUCAUUGGGUCAUCCGAAUUGGAAGGGAUCACCCAAGGAAGUCCAAAGAAACCAAGGAGGAGGAGCACUGACCUGUUGCAGUCCCCAAGUAAUGUCCCAUCAAUAAAUAUGGAUAUCAAGCAAAGUGAGGCAAACAAUGAGGUAUCUAUGAAGUUUGGCAAAGACGGCUACUCAUUCAUGGGAACCAAUACAAAUUUCAUGGGAGGUUUUGGGCAAUAUCCAAUUGGAGAAAUUGGAAGGUUUGAAGCAGAACAGUUCGCUCCAAGGUUUUCAGGUAAUGGCGUUUCCCUCACUCUUGGUCUUCACCACUGUGAAAACCUCACCUUAUCCGGAACUCAUCAAACUUUUCUCCCAAACCAAACCAUGCAAAUGGGGAGAAGGCUAGACAUUGGUGAACCAAAUGAAUUUGGUGCUAUAAACGCUACCACACCUCACUCUUCAUCUGCAUAUGAGAACAUCAACAUCCAGAAUCGAAAAAGGUUUGCAGCUCAAUUGUUACCAGACUUUGUUGCCUUAUGAGUAUGAUUUGAACAAAGACGGUUCGGAUUCAAGAAACGUAUAGACAAUGGUUUCAGGGGCCUCUUUCACUAUUUCUUGCUGUUCUCUUCAUUUUCUCUCCUACAGGGAACAAGGAAAAUGCAUGGUAGUGUAAAGAAAGAAGAAAAUUCACCUAGUAUAGGUUUAUACUUUGCAUAGCACAAUUUGAGUCCUUAGACAGUUUAGGAUCUCAACAUAUAUUUGAUGAUUGUAUAUUAAUUUUGUAAGUUUUCGGGGAUUGGAUAGAUGGAUUGAUAUCAUAAGAUUAGUCACUUGGGUAUACCAGUAUAUCAAAUUUUAAUCAAUUUGGGUGUGAUUGUAGUAUUUCAUCAAAA